Messenger RNA from Gregarina niphandrodes, 393 nucleotides. RefSeq lists its product as hypothetical. Lineage: Eukaryota; Apicomplexa; Conoidasida; Eugregarinorida; Gregarinidae. The coding region runs from base 1 to 393 and encodes 130 amino acids. The record is from RefSeq and is a predicted model, not a curated record. The transcript has a single exon.
AUGGCACGACUGGAUAGCUUUAUGCCCAUGAUGCGAGCAGCCGCGAGCACUACAGGAGAUUGCAGUAGGGAGACUUUGGAAGUACGUGAUGGAGAUGAUGUUAUGCAGACUCCUGUAGUCGAGAUGACCCUUCAUAUGGGAGUAUAUGAAGUCGCACCCGAUCAAGAAGGACAAUUAGAUUGUCCCGUUAUUGAUUUCCACGAUCGGAGACAACAUUUCACAGCGAACGCCGAUUCCAUCGUGGACAUAGAGAUGAUCUCUGAUGUUGAGAUCGAUUCCUCACCAGAUCUGACGGCGUCCGAUCGACGAAGGAGGCCUUUGGAUAUGGAAAAUAUCGAUCCUGGCUCAGCAACGAAAAGAAGAAAACAGAAUCUCAUACAAGAUAUGAGCUAA